This is a messenger RNA of Symbiodinium sp. CCMP2456, 3159 nucleotides long. The record is from the annotation of a GenBank genome assembly. NCBI's taxonomy places the organism in Eukaryota, Dinophyceae, Suessiales, Symbiodiniaceae.
AUGAAGGUGUUAGCCUUCGCUGCUUUCGCCCUUGCUGGUGCAGUGCGUCCAGCGAUUGAGGGGGAAGCGGCCCACAGCAGUGGCCCAAGAGCAGGGAACCACCAUGGUGUGGAGGAGCCUAAGCUCUUGCCGCGGACCUGCGAUGCAGAUGGGGUGCUGCGCCUCCAAACAGGAGUCAAGUAUCGAACGGAGACAGCCAAUCACAGUGUGGACCCUCGCUGCUCCAUGCUCCAGGGGGCUCAAGAUGCACAGAUCUUGGUCUACUCUGGCAUCUCAUUUCCGGGUAAUGCGGAGAUCCGGGGACCCCUCAAAGUUACCAUGGCGCCAGACAUCCAAAGCAUCGAAGCCGCGGCCAUCAGCAGCAACGGGGACCUGCGGGUCCUUGUAGACGAGGGUAGCCCUAUGUCCUUUCACGACAUUGUCGGCGAUGACGGUGCCGCCUUGAUGGCGGGUGGCCAGAUCAUCCUAGAGGGUCAAGGGAGCAUAGAUUUCGAGAACUUGCACACACUGAGAUCAGGCGCAGCAGUACGGGCCUUGACGUCUGAGGUUAUCUGUGCUGUGGCUAAAGUCAGUGCCCGCAACUGUACGUCCAAAAUGUUCGGAGGCGCCAUAUUUGCAGGUCGUGACGUCGAUCUGCACAGCAAUGGUGCAGUUAUCUUCGAAGAUUGCAAAGCAAUAAACGAAGGAGGCGCUGUCGCCGCAAGCGGAUCAGUAUUUCUGGGUGGCAAAGCCGCGUAUAGUUUCCGCCGCUGCAGUUCAGAAUCUGCUGGUGGUGCGUUGGCUUCUAAGGGUUUCCGCCAAGACUUGGUGGUGGCACUUGGCGAUGGAGGGUCUGCCGUGUUCGAAGAGUGUUGGGCCCUCGGAAGCCCCGGUGGCGCCAUGCGUGCCGCCAAUGAUAUUGUCAUCCGAAGCGGCACGGUGAAGUCUGUGGGUUGCUGGGCUCACUCUGGCCGCGGUCAUGCCCUUGCGGCUGAAAAUGAAGUUCGCGUGGAGGAGGGUUCGGACGUCACCUUGCUUGGGAAGGAUUACAACGGCUCAGACAUCUCCGCAGACCUUGUAAUCUUGCCCGUGGGUGGCGAAGUCCUUCCAGAGCAAGUCACUGCGAACACACUGUUGGCAGCCAAGGCUGCUGGUCAGAGCAACGCAACCUGCCCUGCAGGUUCGAGGUUCGUGGCUGAUGGUAGCCGUCCUGGAUGGCAGAACUGCAAACUCUGCGAGGCGGGGUCGGCCUCGCUGGUCCCAUCCACAGUGGCCAUCGAGGGUCAGAUCUUGGAACCCAAAGCAGGAAUGCGGCUCGUCCUUGUGAGGCAGGGCUCGCCCAACUCCCUGUCGUGCUUUCCAUGGAUGGAGCCGUCACCGAGCAACGCAACGGCAGUGCCUUGCUCCGACAGCAUGAAAGGGUAUGGCCUCGAGAGAGGCGACUGGAGUUACCUUGACGCUUUCGGCAUUGAACUGGGUUCCAGCCACAACAACAUGUCCUUUCGCUACCACGCAGGUGAGCUGUGGACGAGGGAUGGCUUCGUUCUUGUUGUCCCAUGGAAUAAUUAUGUUCCUGGCUUUGUUGUUGGACUUGUGAAACAAGAAGGCAUCCCCUGGAAGCAAGCCAACUUAAGUAUGCAGUUCACUCUAGUCAACACUGCGGCGGGCAUCAGCCUGAGCCCUGCAGCGAACCCCAAUCUGGUUCUGGGCCUCGAGCACGAGGUGAGCUACAUCUUUGAACCAGACUUCCGUGACACCUGCCUGCCCUGCCACCGCCUGGCAUCAGCGGAAGCUGAUAAACUGGAGUGUCCUGGUGGUGCACAUGUCAGCACACUGCCAGGUUUCAUGAUCCUUCACCAACUCCAGCAGAGAAGAGUUGAAGUUCACAACUGCCCCAACCCGGCCGCCUGCCCUGGCAGCAACGUGAGCCUCAAUGCUGAUGGCCAGUACAGGCAGUCAACCCAGCUUUGCGGGCUUGGCUACGAGGCCAGCCCCGGCUGUGUGCGCUGUGCCCCUGGCUACGGGCGCCCCCAACUGGAUGCGUUCCGUUGCCAGCCUUGCGGCAAUACCACGUUGGCCCAGCAAGUGGCGGCCUCUGCGCUGCCCAGUGGGGCCUUCUUCGUCAUGGCUCUUGUCUCCGCGAGGCCGCGCACGAACACUCAGCAGAUCUUCAAGAUCUUCUUGGCCUUUGUCACCAUUUCCUGCCGAAGCUUAUCAGCCAUACCCCACACCCCGCACUUCAAGAGGCUCAAGACUGACCUCUAUGAAACCGCUCGGGCGCUGUACCGUUGCCUCUUCGCCUUGGAUUUGGUCAUCACCAUGGAGCCGGGAGUUUCAGGUGGAUCGCUGGACUGCUGGCAUUUGUUCGACGAUCCUGUGGACGUGUACUGGAGCCUGUGUCUUACUUGGGCCAUCCCUUCCUUUUACCUGCUCCUGUCGUGCAUGAGGCAUGCUGCUGCUGGGACUGGCUUCGUGAAGUCGAUCGUGGUUUGGGGCAAUUUGUUUAUUCCCUCGCUUGCGGGCGCGGUCGCCAAGUUGGUGCCCUGCUUCGCGACGCAAAAAUCCGGCAGCCGCACUCUCAUGUAUGAAGCGCCCUUGCAAACGCCCUGUGCCUCCAGCUUGGCGGAAGCUGCGAAGCUCCCGCGCCUCUGGCUCGGUGCAGGGACAGGGGCCGUCCUCCUGGUUGUGGGGCCUUUGCUCUGGCUAUCCCUCCUGCUCGGCAAGCAGCAUGAGAAAGAGACUGUGGGCUUCCUCACGGCAGGCUACAAGCCAGGGUUUCGUUGGUGGGAAACCAUUGUCUUAACUCGCAAGGCAACCAUCGUUGUGGUCUCAACAUGCUUUCCACUGUCUUGGGCCCCUGGAGCUCACCUCGUCUAUCUCCUCCUGGUGAACAUCCUCGCAGAGAUCUUCCAUGUUACCGUCCGGCCAUACGAAAGCCCAUCGCUAAACCGGCUGGAAGCCCAGGCGCUUGCCGUGUCCUCCCUGUGUCUGGGCCUCGUCCUUUCACUACUAGCGGAAUGGCCCUUUAUGCCCUACUCCAUCUAUGUGACCAACACCACCCUGCUGUUCCUGUUCACCUUCGGCGCAUACCUCUACUUCGCAUGCCUUUACCUGCAGGCGAUCCGUGCGAACAAGGGCGCAGACGAGCCGCCAGGGCGUGCAGAAGAGGAGGAGCAGUAA